Aegilops tauschii subsp. strangulata is the source of this 1065-nucleotide messenger RNA. The record is from RefSeq and is a predicted model, not a curated record. Lineage: Eukaryota; Viridiplantae; Streptophyta; Magnoliopsida; Poales; Poaceae.
AUGUCUCAGAUACUCGUUCCAGACUAUGGCCAGACUAGUAGCUCGCCUGUGCUCUUCUCCGCCGGCGCGGCCCCAUCUCCGCGCCUAGCCCUCCUCCCACAGAAGUCCUCCCCGCGCCCAGUCGCAGCGCUGCUCCGCCCUCGAGCUGCUUCCACGCCUCUCCACAUCCAGUGGGUGGGCCGGCCUCCCCCAGUCGCUCCUCCUUCACCCGCGGCUGCAUGCCCGCGCUGGCCCGGUCGUCUGCGUCAGCGCCCCCGCGUGCCUGCUGCUACGGCCCGCUCCGUCAAACGCCCCGGCGCGCCAGGCCUACCCUACUACGUCGGCGUCGCCGCCCCUCGCCAGCUCCCGCGCUCCUGCCUGCGCCGCCCGCUGGCUCGCGCCCCCGUCAUCGUCCGCCCCUGCGACGCCACCUCCGGUGUCUCGUCCGCCGCCGCCUCCCGCGCUGGCCGGCCUCUCGCGCCGCCUACCGGACUCGCCCCGCUCGGCCGGCUCCCCUGCCGCCCUGUGCCCGUCCGCGUCCGGACUACGCGCGCGCCUGCUCCACCUCGAGCCCGGCCGUGUCCGGCUCCCUGGUGCUGCCCCGCGCCCGGCCGGGUCCGGCGAGCGUCGCGCUCGGCCACCCAUCCCCGCACCAGCCGGCUCCGGGUCCCCGCCGGGUCGCCUCCACCUGCGGCCGGGUGCCCCGCACCCGCCGGCUCCGGGUCCUCGCCGGGUCGCCUCCUGCGCGCUCUCAUGCUGGCUCCCGCCCCGUGCGCCUCGCACCGCCGCCUCCAGCCGGCCGCGGCCCCGGGCCGGCUCCGCCCCGCCCGCGCGUGGCGCCUCCUGCUCCGCCGACCGCCGGCUCCGCCUCCGCCCGUGGCCGGGUCGCGCGUGCCGGCUCCGCCUGCCAACCCGGCGACCCGGCGCUCGGCCGGCUCUGCCUCGCCUACCGCCUCCACCGCGCUCGGCCGCCCCGCUGCCUGCCCGCGUGCCGGCUCACCGCCCCGGCCGGCUCCCAGCCUGGGCCGCCUCGCCUCGCAUCCGGCUGCCAUCGCGGCCUCGCGCCCCGCGCUCCUCUGCCAGUAG